UCAACUACUCAGAUCCCAUUGUGCUUCUAGAUAGAGGGAUUUUCUGAUUUACGACUCAGUAGUUGGUGACCAAAUUUUUUCAUCGUGAAUUCGAAGUUCGUUCGUUUGAUUAUUUUUAGAUCCUAGUUUCCCAAACUCCAGACGAUUAACAACGUACGUAAUAGUUAGCUUAUCAUGCCUUAUUAGUAAUUCAAUCGUAUUUGUGAUGUUGCCCGAAAAUGGUUUGUAUAGACGAAGUAGUUGCUUACUUCAAAACACUUAAAAGCUACGAGCGGCUUUGGAUGAUGUGUAGACUCCAAAGCCACUGUCUUCCAAUUGAAUUGAGGUAUCUUGGUACUUGUUUGGAUAAUUUAUCUAAAAGAGACAUUCACGUUUUAAAAAAGUUGGAAUUGGAAGCCAAUGACCCAGCUAAUGUCAGUGAAGUAGCUUGCAAGUGUAUCUGUGACAAGACUGUUAGGGCAGCGGUCAUCAAGUAUUUAUCUGUAUUAAAUGCAAAUAGUACUAAAUGUUCAGAGAUAAUUUACAAAGCAUUGACUGAUGAAAAAGGAUUAGAACGUAUAUUCAAAAGUCCUAAAACGUUUUUCAAUGAUAAAAACACUUUUGAAGAGCUUAUGGUAUUGUAUACAUUAGCUGUAAAUCAUCCUGCAUUCUUAUUUGAACAAAAGACACAAUUAGAUAGUAUAUUCAAUUGUAUUAAAAAAGAAAAAGAACGGCAAAUUUCUAAUAAUAAAGACGGUGAUAGUGACAGCAAAGAAUCAUCAAAAAGCUUAGAGAGUAUUAAUACCAUGAUUCCGCCACCUAAUUAUAUGUACCAACAAACUCAUGGAGGAUCUAAUUUUCCACUUAAUAGAAACGGUUAUAUUUAUCCACGCCAAUAUUUUAAUUUUAUAGAUUUCCCGUGUCCUCCAAUAAAUGUGCCACCAAUGCAAGUUUGUCAUGAUUACCCUCCACCACCUCCACCACCGCCCCCAGCUGUUACAGCCAUCAGAGGUCCUCACCAAACAGGUUUUUCAAAAUCGCCUAGUCCUGUAUCUUGGCCUCCACGUACAUUCCAAAUAAACAACCCUCGAAGUCAACCGCCUCCAAACAAUAGUUCUAAACAAAGACAUCCUACACCUCCUAGAUUUCGCAGUCCUCCCGAUGCUGGUUUCCCAUUUACACAGACUUGGAAUAGUUGGAACAUGUAUCAAAUGUCACCACAAAAUGUGUAUACUAAUUACAACUAUAAUCCGGGUGUAAUGCCUCCUUUUUUUCAUGAAAAUACUACAGGUCGUAAUUUUCAAGGUCAAGGAACAAAGAAUAAACAUGUGGCAACAAGCACUCGACCACCACAAGAACAAUUGAAAAAUCAAAUGCCAAAUUCUUUGCCCAAUACUACACCAAAUAAAAACAAUGCAUCCACAAAAAAUGAUGGAAUACACAGCCAAAUGACCUCAUCUGACUGUUCAAAAUCAUCAGAUACUAGUCAACCUAGUUCUUAUAGAACUGUAAGUUCAUCUGUGCCAGAUAAUGUUCCAAUUAGUACUCCUCAGUCACCAAUUAAGAGUAAUGCCACAUAUAAUAGUCCCAAACCUACCCAGUUUCAAACACCUGUUGCCAAAACAUAUAAUUUAAAAAAUAUUUCUGAAAACAAAAAAAAACCUGAUAAUGUUCAUCAGACUGUUAUAAAAUUUUCUCAAACAUCACCAAAAAACUUUUCAUCUUCUACAAACAUUAUUACCAGUUCAUCUCAAGUGAUGCCAAAUAAUCAAAGGAAAGAACAAACAAAAAAUAUUGAUCUGUCAUCACUUUCAACGGUUCUUGAAGAUUCAACUACUGAGAAUGCUUCUGUCAUGAAUAGUAACUCAAAUGAAAGUCUACAGAAAAUUUCUGACAAAAUUCAACAAAAUACUAAGAUAGGUCAUGAAGUUGAAACAAACACCAAAGUAUCAGAAGGUAAAGAAGUUCCUGUCAGUGUUUCUAUGAAACCAUCAAACUCUUCUGCUCUUAGUAAUUUUAAUUCUAAUUUAACUAAGUAUUACAAAGGUCGUUCAAUUCAGUCUCAGACAAAAAAUCUUGGACGUGAAAGUAUUUCUGUUAAUGCUUAUAAUAGGAAAUCGUUAGAUACAGCACAACCACCUAAUGAACUCCGAAAAGAUAAUAUCAAUAAGCAGCAUUCUAAAGGAAAUUCUAACAAUAGUAAUCAGCAUUAUUACACUAUGUCCUAUGACAAUGGAGCUGGAACAAGAACUUAUAAUGCACAAACAUAUUAUGUUCACCAAGCUCCCACUCCUCAGCCAAUAUCAGGUUUUCCUUCAAUUCCUAGACCUUACUUACCACAGCAGCAUGUUAUUCAAUCUCCAGAGUAUCCGCAUUUGUAUCAGCCUGCAGAGUUUUUAUACUACCCAUCAUCAUCACAAACUUUUUAUACAACACCUGUAUUGAUGCAACCACCAGUAUUAGCAUAUCAUCCUCCUAAAGUAUCAUGCUAUAAUUGUGGUGGACAAAAUCAUACAGGAGCUGAAUGUACUGAAUUGACUAUGGAAGAAAUAACUAGCAAAGGUUUGUAUGAAAAUCAUUUUGGCACUCCAAUGGCUGAUGGCAGACAUCACAACUGACUUAAAUACAAAUGUACUGAAGAAAUCAUUACUCAAAUUUUAGCAUUAAAUAGAAUGACUUUAAGUCCAUUAUAAUCCAACAAGAUGAGUAUUUAAUGUUAAUUUAUUACAGACUUCAAGGAUGGUUACAGUUCAAAAACCCUCUCCUUAAAUAUUAAUUUUAAUUUAAUUUAAUGAUUUCUCAAUUUGUUACCAGUUUUUCAUUCACAUAUAAAACUGUGUAAUGUAAUUCUUCUAUAUAAGUAUAUUUUAAUGUUUAACGUUAACUGUACAAUAAGAAGUUAAUUAUAAAUUGUUCUAUAAAAAUAUCAUAUAUACUAAAAUUAUUUCCCAAUCUCUUCAUUCCAAAAGUAUUUUGAUUUUUUAAUUUACCACUAUAAUAAUAUAUUAAUCUCUUUUGGUAUUAUUUCUUUAUACUUUAACUUAUUGAACUGUUUCUGUACCUUUUUCUUGCAGCCUCUUAUAAUUAUAUAUAAAUAAACCAAAUAAAUACAUAAAAAUCUUAUCAUAAAUCAA
Daktulosphaira vitifoliae (grape phylloxera) is the source of this 3113-nucleotide messenger RNA. RefSeq lists its product as uncharacterized. The transcript is spliced from 9 exons. The coding region runs from base 219 to 2597 and encodes 792 amino acids. The record is from RefSeq and is a predicted model, not a curated record. Gene Ontology annotation, molecular function: zinc ion binding; nucleic acid binding. NCBI's taxonomy places the organism in Eukaryota, Metazoa, Arthropoda, Insecta, Hemiptera, Phylloxeridae.